Aegilops tauschii subsp. strangulata is the source of this 1971-nucleotide messenger RNA. Its product is annotated as probable auxin efflux carrier component 8. Gene Ontology annotation, molecular function: auxin efflux transmembrane transporter activity. Gene Ontology annotation, biological process: auxin polar transport; auxin export across the plasma membrane. The record is from RefSeq and is a predicted model, not a curated record. NCBI's taxonomy places the organism in Eukaryota, Viridiplantae, Streptophyta, Magnoliopsida, Poales, Poaceae. Gene Ontology annotation, cellular component: endoplasmic reticulum; plasma membrane.
AUGGGUAAUUUGGACAAUUUCAAAGGCUCUGGCUAAAGCUAAAUCCUGCAUGGAAAAGUUUGCACAAAACCUGGCUUCUGUCUGUGGUCUAUAUAAGGCAGCUACAGUACGCCCAAAAACUCUCUAGAUCUCAGCCCGGCAAGAGAUUUGGAGCGUUCUUGCUCCUCCAUCCAUUAUGAUCUCUUGGGUAGCCAUCUACCAUGUUCUUGAAGCGACAACACCAUUGUAUGUAGCCAUGAUACUAGCCUACCUAUCCAUAAAAUGGUGGAAGUUGUUCACUCCAGAGCAGUGCUCUGGGAUCAACAAGUUCGUGGCCAAUUUCUCCAUCCCUCUUCUCUCUUUCCAGGUCAUCUCCACAAACAAUCCUUACGACAUGAACCUCAAGCUCAUAUUCGCAGACAUCCUACAGAAGUCGAUCGCCUUGCUGGGGUUUGCAGCCAUAUCUAGAGCAUGUUGCGCAGAGAAGUUUGAUUGGCUCAUUACAGGUUUCUCUUUGUCGACACUGCCCAAUACGCUGAUUGUCGGUAUCCCGUUGCUGAAAGGAAUGUAUGGUGAUGAAGCUGUCAAGCUGAUAAGUCAGAUAGUUGUCCUACAGAGCCUAAUUUGGUACACACUUCUUCUCUUUCUGCUUGAAUUCCGAGCCGCCAAAGGAAUAGCUGCCGCACCAUCAUCUGAAAUUGUAGAUGAGGAAGAAGCAGGUACUCUAGGAGCUACACAACAGACAUACCAAGAGGGCCAGUCAAAAGGUGUAUCAGCAAGAUGUUCUAGGGCCUUCCGCUUUUUGUUGGUGAUUGGGAUGAAGUUAGUGAUGAAUCCGAACAUUUACGCAUGCCUGAUCGGUCUAAUUUGGGCACUGAUUAGCUUCAGGUGGCAAAUACAGUUACCCUUGAUCGUUAGUAACUCCAUAAGGAUACUCUCAGACGGAGGGCUGGGAAUGGCAAUGUUCAGCCUAGGUCUUUUCACAGCUCUACAAACAAAAAUUAUAGCCUGCGGAACUAAGAAGAUGCUAGUGUCACUAGGCAUCAGGUUCUUUCUAGGACCAGCCCUGAUGAUGAUCUCUUCCUAUGCUGUUGGGAUGCGUGGAAUCUUGCUCAAGGUGGCCAUUGUGCAGGCAGCAUUACCUCAAGGAGUAGUGCCAUUUGUAUUUGCGAAGGAGUAUAAUGUGCAUGCAGAUAUUUUAAGCACUGCGAUAAUUGUUGGUAUGAUGGUUGCAGUUCCUGCCGCCCUAGCUUACUACUUUGUUAUCUAACCUAUGAACACUUAAAUCUUAGUCACUCAAAUAUGUUUAUUCGGCCAAACAAUAGCAGGGCAGCGUAGUGUAAAGGGCAAAUUCAGCCAUGGGUGUGAAUAUUUUGCCAGGCUGUAAAUAUUUGUGCUGUGGACUUGGAUCGUGUGGUGUGGUGACCCGACAUAAAGAUAAGAUAUGUUUGUACUCGACGACCGCACAUUUUAGUUUCCAGUCAUUUCCAUUAUCUGCGAACAGCGCCAACUUGUGCCCGCAGCCCAGCUUGCUCACCCGGGCGAAGCAGCGUGCUUUGUUUCUCACGAGCAUUCUGUCGAACAGCCGGUGCGCCUGUUCUUGAACUUUAAAAACUGCUUUUAGCCUUAAGAGCAUUCUGCCGAACACAUUGCCGGCGGACCUGAGCUGAUAUGCGGAGGCGAACAGAGCAGAAGGGGAUCAGCUCAUCCGAUCAGGCAGCAGCACUAUGUUACCGGUAGGGUCGAGCAAGGCGUACCAUUUCCUGCUUCUUUGGCGCGGAGGCGAGUGGCAAAAGAUUGGAGGCCAGAAAAUGUUACCACAAAGUAGGCGAAAUAACUCGCCGGGCGGUCGACCCGGGCGCUGACAUAUGCAGCGACCGCCUACAUCCCCCCGCUCGCUGGCUCGCUAGCUGCUGCGGACUGCGGUCGCUCACCUGCUCAUUCACGUUGACGUUUUGUUUUUUUUUGUCCUUCAAAAACGUUUGGGUUUUU